AUGCGGGCACUCAAGAGGACGAGAACGGCGUCCACGAUGACGAUGGUGGUUGUCUUGAUGUCCAUAACAAACAUGAAUUGUAUCCUUCUGGCCAAUGCAGGCGAUGACAGCAAUCCUGUCUUCGAUCCAUGUUUCGAUGCCGCCGUGGCUAAGUGGGUACAUGGUGGCAUUUGUUGGGAGGAACUUUGCAGCGAGAUCAGUGUUAAUUUAUAA
Messenger RNA from Linum trigynum, 213 nucleotides. Lineage: Eukaryota; Viridiplantae; Streptophyta; Magnoliopsida; Malpighiales; Linaceae. The record is from the annotation of a GenBank genome assembly.